Messenger RNA from Selaginella moellendorffii, 1653 nucleotides. RefSeq names its product GPI mannosyltransferase 2. Gene Ontology annotation, cellular component: mannosyltransferase complex; endoplasmic reticulum membrane. The record is from RefSeq and is a predicted model, not a curated record. Lineage: Eukaryota; Viridiplantae; Streptophyta; Lycopodiopsida; Selaginellales; Selaginellaceae. Gene Ontology annotation, molecular function: alpha-1,6-mannosyltransferase activity; GPI mannosyltransferase activity. The coding region runs from base 3 to 1334 and encodes 443 amino acids. The transcript is spliced from 8 exons. Gene Ontology annotation, biological process: GPI anchor biosynthetic process.
CAAUGCGGGGAGAGGGGGGAGUGCUGGCCAUGGCGCUGGCCUCCCGCGGCAUCGUUCUGCUCGCAAUGCUGGCCUGGGCGUGGCUUGGAUCGCCCUAUGAUUCCUCGGCAGCAUUGGAUUUGCCCUGUCUCUCGCGGGAUGAUCAUGGUUUUGAUCGAGGGGGGAUCUCGAAUUCUACGCUUCUCAGAAGCGUUGUGUGGGACGGCGUGUACUACUUGCGGAUUGCUCGCUGUGGCUACGAGUACGAGCAAAUGCACGCGUUCCAGCCUCUCCUUCCCCUUCUCAUGCGUUUUCUCUCCAACACUGCUUUAAGAGGCUUUGUUCCAGUUUUUGGCUAUGAUGAAACGCUCGCCUUGUCUGGCUAUGUCAUAAACGUCAUGGCUUUCGUAUUGGCAGCUCUCUACUUAUAUAGGCUGAGUUUGUACGUUCUAGAACGAGAGAGAAUGGCUUUCCUGGCGACGGCAUUUUUCUGCUUUAAUCCGGCAUCGGUUUUCUACUCAUCCUUAUAUACUGAAAGCUUAUUUGCUCUACUAUCCUUUGCGGGAAUGUGGUAUCUCGUAAGUGGAGCCAGAUGGAAGUCUGCGAUCUUGUUUGGCUUCUCCAGCAUUGCGCGUUCGAAUGGCAUUGUUCAUGCGGGAUUCUUCUUGUUCCAGUGCCUUCACUUGGUUUACCACAACAAAGUCUUCCACAUGAAAAGGCCGCUGCUUGCAGGAUCUCUCUUUGUCAUCAUCCAGUGCGGACUUCAAGCUUCCCUUGUGGUAGCACCCUUCGUUGUUUUUCAGGCUUAUGGCUACUUUGAGAUGUGUUUCAACGAUUCCAAGCAGCAGAGGCCUUGGUGCAAGGCAACCAUACCGUACUUGUAUGGAUUCGUUCAAGAUCACUACUGGGACGUUGGAUUCCUACGGUAUUUCCAGCUCAAACAAAUCCCGAACUUUCUGUCUGCGUCGCCGGCACUGCUUCUAGCAAGCUCUGCCAUUGUCACAUACGCCAGAGCGCAGCCCAAAUUGUUUUAUUCUCUGGGUCUCGCAGCACCUUCUUGGCAGAAAAGAAAGGCCGCCCUUCUUCCAGAUCACUCAAAACCUCCGAGAGUGAAGAAAGAAGCGACGGGAUUUUACGCAGUGGCAAGCGUUCCUUUUGUUUUUGAGCUCUUGGUUAUGACCCUUGUUGCAUUCUUGGUAAUGCACGUCCAGGUGUCGACCCGCUUUCUCUCUUGCAGUCCAGUUAUAUAUUGGUUCUCGGCAUCCUUUCGUAGGCAAUGGAUUGGAUGGUGGGUGUUUCUUUCUUACACCCUGGUUGGAACAUUGCUCUUCGUAAAUUUCUAUCCUUUCACGUAAUCUUUCGCGAGUCCACCUCCAAGAUUUUCUAAUGCAUCUCGAAAUACCGCAAACGGCAAACGUCAAAAGCUAGGCAUUGCUUUCGCUGUCUCCAAGAAAUUUGGUAAGUUGUGCAGCCUUUUUUUUUGUUUUGUUUUGACAGAAUGGAUGAUAUUUCCUGAUUUAUCGGUGUGUGGCCCUGUAUUGAGAUUGAAGAUUAUUUGAGGGACCAAGAGUGACGUACCUGUUACGUUUGCAUCGUCUUUGUGUCUCCUGUACAGCUCAAUCUGUAUCAAUUGUAGCAGGUAUUCAGUUGAAUAUCAUAGUCAAUUUCAAUGAA